Bufo gargarizans (Asiatic toad) is the source of this 3199-nucleotide messenger RNA. RefSeq names its product listerin E3 ubiquitin protein ligase 1 (gene LTN1). Gene Ontology annotation, molecular function: zinc ion binding; ribosomal large subunit binding; ubiquitin protein ligase activity. Gene Ontology annotation, biological process: ribosome-associated ubiquitin-dependent protein catabolic process; rescue of stalled cytosolic ribosome. Lineage: Eukaryota; Metazoa; Chordata; Amphibia; Anura; Bufonidae. The transcript has 18 exons. Bases 1 to 2829 code for a protein of 942 amino acids. The record is from RefSeq and is a predicted model, not a curated record. Gene Ontology annotation, cellular component: RQC complex; cytosol.
AUGGUCAAGAUAGGUGGCCCCAGACCUGGAGACUCACAGGGGAUAAACAAGGAAACGAUUCCAAACGAAUCCAUGGAUAGAUUCCUAAAGAAAGCCGCUCAAGCUCAUGUGGCUAAAGAAUCCAAGAUGGCGCUCGGCACGCCGAGAGCGGCGGGGAGCAGUGUGAAGCCUGCAGCUGCCUAUGAGAAGUGGUUGCUGGGCGUAUACCCAUGGUGCUGUGUCCCCAAUGAAUUGAACGAGAAAGGGAUUUUAUGUCUACAGUCACUUAUAGUCGCUGUUGAUGACCUACAUGGCAAGAUUCUGCAGUCUGGUCCGUCUGCUUCUCAUAUACUGGCUGAACAUGUGUCCCAAAUGAUGCCACGUGACGAGAGUUGGCAGAAGAUGCGCCAGUGUCUCGCAGGACAGUGGUCAAGCAAACCUAUCUUGGAAGGCCGAUUAAGCAUGAACUCGGAAACAUCUGGGACAGAUCUUAAAUCAUUCUCUAAAACUUGGCUGCCCCACCACCUCUGCGCGGCCUCUCUACUCAGCAAAAUGGCUUUUCGAAUGCUGAAGAGUGAUGGAGCUUCAAAAGAUGAGGAAAUUGAAAGGAAAAUAAUCAUUGCUGUGGCAGAGAUGCUGUAUAGCUUACAGUGGUGCGAGGAGCUAGAGAGACCCCCUGCUAUUAUCACAGAGUGCCGCCAUAUGCUACAGACAAUGGACAUAACCCCUGACACAGUGAAGGCGCUUGCUGGCCAUCGUUCUGCUCUGCUGGAGCUGCUCCACACCAGGUCAUUAGAAAGUGGCACAAUCUGGUCCUUGACUCUCCACAAGCUUAUCCACUUGGCCAGUCCUGGACACGAUGAGCUGAAACGGCUGACAGCAGGCACACAGAGUUAUUUCCCCGUGACUCAAGGCAGCCUGCACACCAUCCAGUGUCUGUCCACAUUCUUACAUAGUAAUGAAAAGGAAUCUGUGAUAAUCCAGUUUGUCUCCCGCCUGAUGUCCUGUCCUGUGACCGAUUUGUCUUGUACAGAUGGAGGGUUUGGUUUUCUUGCCAUUAUCAAUUCGUGCCUGGACGCAGAGUCUAUUCCUUCUCCUGAUCUCCUUCCGGGAAUUCUGAAAGUCAUUCUCGCGUGGAAAAACGCUCGCGAGGAUCUCUUUCUGUUCAGCGGUCAUUUGCAGGACGAUGGCCUGGACUUAGUUGGGCUGAAUGUGGAAAUCAUUCGAUUCUUCUCACUUCUCCUGAAAUACUCGGCUUCUGCUCUGCUUUCUCUGGAGGAUGCGGAGUGGGACUUUAUAAUGUGCUCCAUGUUAGCAUGGUUAGAGACUGCGUGUGAGAGCUCGGCACUCUACCAUGUACCACUGGUCCGGCUGUUUGCUUGCGUAAGUUACAGCCUGGCUUCAGAUUUAUCUGCUUGCUUUCAAUCUGUCACCACGAGCGCCGCCGCAGAGCAACUUCCCGCAAAACUUAUCUCGGAGUGGAAGGAAUUCUUUUCUGAAGGCAUCCACGGCUUACUGUUACCGAUGUUGGUAAAAAUAGCAGGGGAGAGCACGGCGUCCGAGGUUUCGUAUCACUCCUCCGUGCUGCAGUCUCUGGGCCACGCUUUGUCCUUCAUCACAAAGGAGCAGCUGCUGAACCACGACCUGCCGGCCAGGUUCGUCGCUGGACAGAAGAGCAACCUCCCGGAUGGCCUUCAGAGCUUGCUGAAUACCCUGGCCCCGCUCCUGCUGUAUAAAGACCGAGCCGUUCAGAUCACAGUCUACCACAUGCUGAAGAAAAUUAUGUCCGACCUGCCAGCGUUUGAUGAAGACCAUGGAUCUGAAGAUGAAGAGGAACCUGCUUUGUCUCCACCAGCCGCCCUGAUGUCCGCCCUGGCUACUCUAGAAGAUUUAGUAGAAGCUCUUCUCGAAGGAAUCCAAGUAGGAGAAUUUGCCGUGAUCCAGCCAUUGAAAGAAGAGUUCUGCUUUGUCCUUGGUUAUCUUCUGACUUGGAAGCUCAUACUGACUUUCUUUAAGGCUGCGUCAUCACAACUGCGGGCGCUCUACUCUCAGUACCUUCGAAAAACAAAGAGCUUGAAUAGACUGCUUUACAACUUGUUUAAGCUGAUGCCUCAUACACCAGUAUUUCCUGGCCAAGUGAGCGAUGCAGCCUGCAAAGAGCCCAGAACCUUCUUUACUGAAGAGCUAACCUUAACCGUGCAAGGUUGUGCCACGCUGCAGUACGAGAUCCCCCACUUGGCAUGUUGCGUUUACCACAUCACAUUGAAGGAUUUACCGGCGAUGGUCCGCCUGUGGUGGAACGGCUGCGAGAAGAGGAUCUUCAGCGUGGUCGACAAAUUUACUACAAAGUAUGUGAGCGGAGUGCUGUCUUCUCAGGAAAUCUCAUCUGUGCAGUGCAGCACGCAAAUGUUCGACGGCAUGACGGUCAAAGCUCGUCCUACUACCCGGGAAGUCAUAGCCACCUAUUCCGUGGAUGACAUCUGCAUAGAGCUCAUUAUUCAGCUGCCACAAAACUACCCCCUGGGGUCAAUCACUGUAGAAAGCGGCCGGCGAGUAGGUGUGGCGGUUCAGCAAUGGCGCAACUGGAUGUUACAGCUCAAUACCUACCUUACUCAUCAGAACGGGAGCAUCAUGGAAGGCCUGGCCCUCUGGAAGAACAAUGUGGACAAGCGGUUUGAAGGAGUUGAAGACUGCAUGAUCUGUUUCUCGGUCAUUCAUGGUUCAAAUUAUUCUCUACCUAAAAAAGCCUGCAGGACCUGCAAGAAGAAGUUCCAUUCUCAGUGCCUGUACAAGUGGUUUACUUCAAGCAACAAAUCGACAUGUCCUCUGUGCAGAGAGAUGUUCUUCUGAGAACUGCCAGAAGCUUCUACCUACUCAGAAGCUUCUCUGUAGAUCCACCCAGGACACUGUUCUCCACUACUGAUUGAAGGACCUGUGUGUGAAUAUUUCCAGUUCCUGUUAAACCGAUGUCUUUGGUUUUUCAUCUCACCACCCAUAACCCACCCCAGCUAUAACAUUGGAUACCGGAUCUCCUGUAAUAUAUCACAGAGAGUGUAAAUCAGACUGCAGUUGCAAGGGUUAAUUUUAGGGGAAGGAAAUUUGCAUUUUAAAAACUGGGGGAGUCACAUGGACAGCAAUAAAAGCCACAUAACUUGUAAUUGUUUCUUCUUCUUUUCUUUGGAAAUUCGAUUUAUUUUAAUUAAAAAUGUGAUGAAAAAUG